This is a messenger RNA of Rhincodon typus (whale shark), 4286 nucleotides long. RefSeq names its product von Willebrand factor A domain-containing protein 3B-like. The transcript has 26 exons. Lineage: Eukaryota; Metazoa; Chordata; Chondrichthyes; Orectolobiformes; Rhincodontidae. The record is from RefSeq and is a predicted model, not a curated record. Bases 1 to 3666 code for a protein of 1221 amino acids.
AUGGCGAAAACACAGGAGAAGAAUUCACCUUUUGAACUUAAUGUACAGACUCUCCUUUCAUCAUCAAAAUGGCUUCAGCUACAUGGGCUCAAGAGAAACAGGUUGACCCUGUCUCAGAUCUUGUCACAGAUUGGAUUUAAACACAGAGAAGAAUUUGAUUAUGGAUUGCGGAAGCCAGUAUCAUCAUGUUAUGGUGAAGGCUUGUUCCAGCAAUAUGUGGGAAAGGAUGGCAGGAUUUACAAUCUAACAGCAAGCAAAGAACAGCUUCAGCAGUUCGCUGUCGCUCUCACUCAGGCAAUUCGGUUCUUCCAACGACGAUUAGAGUGGCUGACCAGUGGGAGCAAACAGCUUUUUGGUGUAAUACAGGAACGUUGUAUAGUCAUCGUAUUAGACUUUGCCCCCAUGCCUCAGAGUCUGUUUCAGCUUUCCCUUGAUGCCCUUUGCAUGGUUCUCCAGGAACAGGCGGCACUGAUUGGGAAAAUUAAUCUUAUCAGGGCAGCUGAUGAAAUGGUUAUAUGGCAGGAGAAAGCUGUACCCAUUACUCCACAGACAAUAGGCUCAGCAAUUAAUUGGAUAAGGAAUCUUCGCCACAUGCCAACUACUAGCAAGACAAGUUCGGUGGAGGCUGUGUUACAAGCGACGAGCGAUAAUACUAUUGAAGCAGUUUACUUUUUCACUGCUGGUGAUGGUCCUGAGGUGAUGAGAGAGCUUUUGCGUCGGAAAUUGGCCAAAAGCCCAUGCCCAGUCCACAUGGUAUCAUUCAAUGCCAAGGAGGAAGGCACAAUUCAAUUCCUGAAAGAAUUGGCUCAUUUUACUGCGGGAAGAUUUCAUGCAUUUGCUCUGAUGAGUGAAUGUGAAGAAGAUGAAACAGUUUCCCCCAAUGACGUGAAAGACAGAGGCGCUGAGGCUCCAAAGACCCCAAGGAAACUGAUUGGAGGUUUGCCACCAGGGGCUGGAGUCAGAGAAGAUGUGUUCCUUGUCUGGAAUGAGAUAGAGGAGGCUAGGAGCACCUUGGCAGAAGUUCACACCCUCUUAAUGGAUGCCCCUCAGUCUGUGUUUAAUGCAGGUAUAUCAUUUAAUGGUCACACCUUCAAAAUACAUGUCAUAGACACUGGAGCAAUGCGUAUUACAACGUCUGCCCAGGCCGUGGCUCAGCCUGAAACUAGAAUUAAACUUGUGAACGCCAAGUACUGUGGCCGCUUUGCUCACACUUGGUGGAAAGAUGGCUCUGUAAUGCAUGUUUACAUAACUGCAGAGAAAUGCAAGCAGUACCGUCAGAAAAUGAAGACUGCAUUGGAUCAGUUCCAAAGGAGAAUUGACUGGCUUCAGCAGGGGAGUAGGGAGCUGUUUGGGACCAUAAUUGAGAAUCAGAUUUACAUCCUCAUUGACACCUCUCAAUCCAUGGAAGAUAAGCUGGAGUUGGUGCAAAGAAAGAUCUUUCAACUCAUGCAGGAUCAGCUUCGAAACAAGACCAAAUUCAAUUUUGUGAAGUUUGACUCCAGAGCUGAUCCCUGGCAGGAGAAGCUGGCAGAAGUAAAUGAAAAUAACCUGGAAAAGGCAUGGUCGUGGGUUAAAGGCCUCCAGGUCGGGGGUUCCACAAAUACUUUGGAAGCUAUACGACUUGCUCUUGCUGAUGGUGGCACUCAAGUUGUUUACCUCCUCACUGAUGGAAGACCUGACCAGCAUCCAAAAACCGUUAUUGCUCAGGUACAGCUCAUCUGCCUUGUCCCUAUUCAUUGCAUUGCAUUUAACUGCAAUGAUGUUGAAGCCAAUGAGUUCUUAUAUGAGUUGUCUGAGAAGACAGGUGGACGAUUCCAUUGCUAUAACAGUGAUAUGACAGUGCCUACUAACCCUCCGCCAUUUGAGAGUGAAGAUAUCUGCCUUUUGAAGAAAGAAAUGGAGAAGGGAAGAAACGAUUUGGAGAAGGUAGAAAAGCUGUAUGCUGAAUGUGUAAUGUUGGACUGGUAUCACAAUGGUGAUGAAAUGGGUCCAAAGCACGAAAUCACUACUGAUGAUCGAACGAGGAGUGACAAUACAUCCCAGCUGCAUUCUUUAAAUGCUAAUGCACUUUUGAGACCCAAAUCAGCUGUGGAUUGGACACUAGCUACACACAGAAACCACAGGGACAGGUACCACAUUUACAGCGCAGAUAGUGGCAAGAGAUCAAAUGAACUACAAAGGAAGAAAGCCCUACAUGCUGCUCAUACCAAGUCCAGCUUACUUCGGAGUUUGAGCAAUGGUGUUAAAAUUAAUGAGAAUCUAGUGGAUGAAUGGCUGCUUCCAGAAAACAAGGAACUGUUUGUGAAUAAUCACAACAAGGAAUUGAAAGUUCUGAAAGGUCUCAGUUUGCUGGAAAGCCAACCUCUGACAAAAAAAGGAAGCAGACCCGCUAAAAACUCUCUGGAUAUUUCUUCAGCUCGCUGGCUGAAGACAAAUAGCUUAAUUGCAAAGCGACUCACUAUAAUGGAUGCACUUGCACCUACUGCCGUAGCUCAAACUUACAAGUAUGUCCCAAUCUUAGACAAGUAUAUUGUGUCCAAAGUCUUUGAUGAGAUGUUACCAUUAGCUCAUGUGAGCAACAGCAAGAAGCAGAUCACACUCAUUAAUCCAUUGGGUGUGAACCUGAAACACUACAAAAAAAGACUCUUCCAUGCUAUCCAGUGCUAUGAAAAGCGCCUAAAUUUAAUUGUAUGGAAAGCAUUAUCUCAGGAAGAGCGAGAUAAGUUCAACAGUGAUAAACCAAUCUCAUUUGGAGACCAUAGAGAGGCUUUACUGCAGGCAUUGGAUAGAAUGGGUUGGCCUAUUGCCCAGGAAGAUAUUACAUUAUUGGAAGAUGAAAUCCAGACUGGUUAUACAUAUAAACAACAGGCCUCAGAUCUCCAGAAGGCUGCUGAAGAAACGGAGUCGGAAUACAUGCAUCAUGUUCCCAGGGACCAUAGUCACAGCGUACAGAAAGCCACAAAUCAGGCCGGAAGAAGAUUGGACACUCUCAGAGGUCAGAGGGUAAUUGCAAGGUCAGAAGUUGAUGGUUUUUAUUACCCAGGAAUUGUGACUAAGUGUGCUAGUGCAAAGAAAGCCAUAAUUGUUUUCGCUAAAGGAGACACCCAGAUUACACCAACUAGAUUUUUGAUUUGUGUUGGAGGAGCUUCAUCCUGUCCUUCAUUGAAAGUGGGAGACUUUGUUUUGGUUCGUAGUGAUGCAGAGGCUGGAAAUGAUUGUUAUUUACCAGGGGUUGUCAUAGCAACCCCAAACAGAGCAGCAUCGGAUGAUAAAUUUUAUACAGUUUUGAAAUAUAAUAAUAGAAAGGAACAUUCAUUCCGUAGCGAACUGAUUAAAAUCAGCAAGACGCAAUAUACCGACAUCAGGCAUUACAUCCAAGAGGCUCAGAUGAUAGCUUGUACAACACCCAAUGUGCAGUUUGUAAAGCCUAUUCCGAAACACGUAUUACAACAAGAAGCAGACUCUUCAUCUUCGGAGGAAGAAAAAUGCAGGGCAAAGAAAAAGGAAAGUAAAAAGCAUCAUGGUAGACAAAGGGAUUCUAAAGAUAAUGAUGAUAAUGAAUGGCAAUCGGCUUCUGGAUCAGAGUUUGAACUAAAAGAGACAAGUUUCUCAGCUGAUGAAUAUAGUUAUGAUGGUACAUUGUGCUUUUGUACAGAAUCGGGAUAAGUGAUUUCUCAACAGGAUGGUGAAUGCAAUCAAAGGGAUUCUGGUGUUAGUUUUAUCAAUUGCUCACAUUGCUCUCAUUUUGGAAGAUGGCAGAACGUUCAAACUUGAAAAAGCAAAAUCAAUGUGACCUCCUCACUGAGCACACAUGACCUGUUUUUCACACUUAUGCUACUGGUGGAAGUCAUCAAAGUGCUUCUGACCUUCCUCAGGAGAUGUGAGGGGUUUGAGUGUCCUGCAGGGUGCACUGGUGGAAAAGCAAGAUAGUAGAAAUAAUGACUAAAAUGAAAGGAAAUGUAGGGCGGAAUGUUCCCCUCCCUGGUGCUGGUGAGAAAGGAAAGUAAUUGGACAUGUUCACCCUGGAGAGAUAUUUGCCACUGUAUCACCAACUCAGCAAUUCAGUGCUGUUUGAGAAGGAUCAUUGGGAUUUUCUCUAUACCGCCAGCAAUUAAGGCCUUAAGUGGUCAAUUAAGUCCCUCAACUCAGCACCUCCCUGGGUAGGGAGAAAACUGGCUGGAUUUCCUGGUGAGAAACCAGGACAACCUGCCUGCCAGGUUAAGAAUAUAGAACAUACAACAGUGCAGCACAGUACAGGCCCUUCGGCCCACAAUGUUGUGCCAACC